This is a messenger RNA of Symbiodinium sp. CCMP2592, 783 nucleotides long. NCBI's taxonomy places the organism in Eukaryota, Dinophyceae, Suessiales, Symbiodiniaceae. The record is from the annotation of a GenBank genome assembly.
AUGCGACACAUCAACCCGCACGAAAAAGACUGCCACAUCACCUUCGACACAUCCAACCACAAGUACUUUUGGAAAGGUGCCCCAGUCCCCACAUCCGUCACUCAACUGGUACAUCGCUUUACACAACUCUUCGAACCUCAACACACCAUCGACACCAUGCGAUCCGGCACAAGAUGGCCGCGCGCAGACUACCUGGACCUGCACGCCUUGCAGAACCUGGGAGAAAAGGACUUGUCGAUCCUUCCGGAAGACUCCGCACAACUGAAACUCCUGCUUGAAAACCCCGCCACGCAUCUCGAGCAGAUUUGCCUCCAUUUGAAUCGCCUGCGACACGAGCACCCAAAACUCGACAACUUUUGCCAGAGCUUGACUUUGGACGACGAAACCAUCAAAAGCAAGUGGGACGCAAAGGCAAAAAAAGCGUCCGAAGCAGGCACACGCAUGCACGCCCAAUUCGAGCACCUCCUCAACGGUGGAGCAAUCGCACAGCUAACACCAGAAAUCCAACUGUUAGUAGGAUUCCUGCAACACAUCAAGAAUGCCAAAGCCUAUCGGACAGAGUGGAAGAUCUACAGCGAAAAGCACGCGCUCGCAGGCACCAUAGACUUUGUUGCGGAACACCCCAACGGCGACAAGCUCAUCAUCGAUUGGAAACGAACCAGCCAACUAAAGCAGAAGCACCAGAACUAUGGCAAGCAAAUGCUGCCGCCCAUCGAACACAUGCCGGACUGCCCCGUCUCGCACUACAGACUCAGCUCAACAUAUACCGACACAUCCUCGUAG